Drosophila elegans is the source of this 680-nucleotide messenger RNA. RefSeq names its product cyclin-dependent kinases regulatory subunit (gene Cks85A). The transcript has 3 exons. NCBI's taxonomy places the organism in Eukaryota, Metazoa, Arthropoda, Insecta, Diptera, Drosophilidae. Gene Ontology annotation, molecular function: protein kinase binding; cyclin-dependent protein serine/threonine kinase activator activity; ubiquitin binding. The record is from RefSeq and is a predicted model, not a curated record. Bases 150 to 440 code for a protein of 96 amino acids. Gene Ontology annotation, biological process: regulation of mitotic cell cycle. Gene Ontology annotation, cellular component: SCF ubiquitin ligase complex; cyclin-dependent protein kinase holoenzyme complex.
GAUAGAAUCGGACGUGUCGCGUUUCGAGUUGCGAUGUGAUUUCCGUGGACGCGGAUGGUCUGUACGGAUUAUAUAAGUCGAUUAGGGUCCACUUACCUUGAGGAAAAUCCUCCACGAGUGCCACCCAAUGGAUUUACUGUCUUUUUGCGAUGCCGGCCGAUCAAAUCCAGUACUCAGAGAAGUACUUUGAUGAUAACUUUGAAUACAGGCAUGUAAUCCUGCCACCGGAUUUGGCCAAACAUGUGCCCAAGGCGCAUCUGAUGACGGAGACGGAGUGGCGCAAUCUGGGCGUGCAGCAGAGUCCCGGCUGGGUGCACUACAUGGUCCAUGCGCCGGAGCCACAUGUGAUUCUAUUCCGCCGCAAACGAAUUCCGGCAGAGGACGCGCCACAGGUGGCUGCGGCAAAUGCAGCGCAGGCCAUUGCUAAUCUGUGCGGUUAACCAGGGAACCGGGAAUCCUCCCAAGAAACCCAAACCCAACACUCACGCAGUAUUUCAUAAGUUAGCAUCAGGCAGACACUGAUGUAAAAUUAAUACCCAUAGCUUUAGGAGCAAUUAAGCUGGCAAGUUCAAAGACACGAAACGAGGAAAUGGAGACGACGUUUUUGUUAAUUUCAUUAAGUUUAUUUACCUAAAAUACAAAUCGAAGCGUACACCCCCAGUGUACGCACUGUAAAGACA